Penicillium longicatenatum is the source of this 1452-nucleotide messenger RNA. RefSeq lists its product as uncharacterized. Gene Ontology annotation, cellular component: dynactin complex; cytoplasm. Gene Ontology annotation, biological process: mitotic spindle organization. The coding region runs from base 1 to 1452 and encodes 483 amino acids. The record is from RefSeq and is a predicted model, not a curated record. The transcript is spliced from 3 exons. NCBI's taxonomy places the organism in Eukaryota, Fungi, Ascomycota, Eurotiomycetes, Eurotiales, Aspergillaceae.
AUGGCUUUCAACAAGAAAUAUGCUGGUCUUCCAGAUCUGGACCCCGCUCCAGAUAUCUACGAGACCCCUGACCUUACCGACGAAGCGUCCACCGUUCCCACUGGCACCAUUCGCACAGACUCAGACCACGAUGACGCCGGUUCCAGCUCCGACAUCGACCGGGAAGCAGUCAACGCCGACCAGGCGCGCGCACAUUUCAUGGGAGCCACAGUCGACGCUCGCGAUACCAAUUUCUCGGACAAUAUCGCAAUGAAACGGCAAGCGUAUCGCAGCAAAGAUAAAAGCCAGCGCCGACGGCGGAGACGUGAAGACGGCACCGAAGAGGUCGGAGAUUUGAGCGACAGCGAGGACGAGUCGAUUGAGCGGCGAUUGACUCGUCUGCGACGAGAGGUGGAGGACUUGAAGAUGGAAAUGGCAAAUAAGUCGGCUUUGGAGAAAACGGUCGUGGAGAGUAAACCUGCGGUGACAUCUCAAGAGGGAGGAGACUUGGGCGACGGAGUAGCGGAGCUGAGUCGGGCAUUGGACAACCUGCACGCUUCGUCACGAGGUGUUCCCAAUGCCUCUUACUCGGCGGCUGCUUUGCUCACCCAAAAACUCGGAUCAGAGUCAUCGGCGCUCAACAAAGUGGAUGGUCAAAAUCAAUCGAAAUCUCAGCCCGAUGGACGGACGGCGGCUGUUACUGUUCCACAGGCACAAGCAGGCCUGCCCACUACCGGGAUUCUUUCUCAUGCGGCGGCAUUCGAGAGCCGGUUGGCACUCCUCGAAGCAUCAAUGGGAAUCUCAAGUGCUUCCAACCCGUUCGUCGGAGAUGGACUCAGCGAGCCUGCCCUGCAACCUGUUCUUCCCGCUCUUGACCAGCUGACCUCACACCUCGGCGCUCUUACUGGUCUUCUUGUGGGAACUAACCCAACAUCUGGAACACCAGCUACUGUGCCCGGAAUGACGACCCCACAUCUCGAAGCACUCUCGUCCCGCGUCCGCAAGUUGACGACAGACGCUGAGGCACUGGCAUCAGCACGCAAGCGCGCCGCGGAUGCCUCCAAAACUUCGCAAACAGCUCGCAUCACCUCUACAGAAGAUGCUGUUGCGCCAGGCUCUGACGGUCCUUCUGCUGAUGAUCAACAUACCGCCAAGAUCCACGCUCUGUACGCUACUCUCCCGACCAUCCAGUCCUUGCACCCUCUCCUUCCCAGUGUCCUAGAGCGUCUGCGCUCUCUGCGCGCCUGUCAUUCCGGUGCCGCGCAAGCGGCAGACUCACUGAAUGACCUGGAAAAGAGACACGCAGAAAUGUCCUCGGAAAUUGAGCAGUGGCGCGAGGGUCUUGCGGCUGUCGAAGAGAAGAUGAGCCAAGGCGAGUCGGUGCUACGCUCGAACGUCGAGACAGUUGAACCUUGGGUGCGCGAGCUGGAAUCUCGUAUGGCGAGGUUGGAGGGUCCACCUGGUGGUUUGUAA